CAAUCCUUUGGGCGACGAUGGUUGUUUUUGGUCUAAUUGGUACGGGACCAACCAAACGGUGGCCAAACAAAAGAAGGCGGGCGUGGCCAAUCGGUAGAUGGGAAAGACCGGAAGCGAGGGAUUUGCCAUCGGGCGUCGUCGCUAGAGUUGACGUAUUCACUUGUAGUUAUUUUGCAAAUGCGUGGACGGGGAAUCUGAUAAUACAACGCCCUCUUACUAAUGGGCCCCUCAAGUUCCUAGGCCAGGUAUGGUCAAGUUAUGCACACCACGACGCGAGCGACUUGCCUUCCACCACAUCCGUUCACGCCCUGCAUGAACAACCCUACUCCCACCUCGACUCUGAGAGCUCAAAACUCGCCAUGGAAAUGAUUGGUAUCACUCCAACCACCUUUUCCAGCAAUAUCCAGUUUCAGAUCCCUCGUUUCAUGCAGGAUGCCUUCGAUCCGGCACUCCUCCAUGCACC
This is a messenger RNA of Acaulospora colombiana, 463 nucleotides long. Lineage: Eukaryota; Fungi; Glomeromycota; Glomeromycetes; Diversisporales; Acaulosporaceae. The record is from the annotation of a GenBank genome assembly.